This is a messenger RNA of Amborella trichopoda, 2904 nucleotides long. RefSeq names its product glutamate receptor 2.7. Gene Ontology annotation, cellular component: membrane. The record is from RefSeq and is a predicted model, not a curated record. NCBI's taxonomy places the organism in Eukaryota, Viridiplantae, Streptophyta, Magnoliopsida, Amborellales, Amborellaceae. Gene Ontology annotation, molecular function: ligand-gated monoatomic ion channel activity.
AUGAAAUGCAAUAGUUCUCUAUUAAGUGUUCUUGUGUGUUUGUGGUUAAGUGUAGCAGGUGCUAAGGCCCAAUCAACAAAUGUUAAGGUGGGGGUGGUUUUAGCAAUGGAUUCAUGGGUGGGAAGAGUGGGCAAUAUGUGCAUAAGCAUGGCCGUACAAGAUUUCUAUAAAGAGAACCCAAACUACACCACUAGACUACUUCUUUCUACAAGAGAUACGGGUGGAGAUGUUGUCCAAGCUGCUUCAGCCGCUUUGGACCUGAUGAAGAAUGUGGAGGUGCAAGCUAUAAUCGGUCCACUAACAUCAGCAGAGGCCAAAUUUUCGGUUGAUCUGGCGAACAUCUCCCAAGUUCCCAUUCUCUCUUUCUCUGCAACCUCUCCUUCUCUCUCCUCAACCAGCACUCCCUACUUUGUUAGAGCAACUCUCAAUGAUUCGGUGCAAGCCAAGCCCAUCGCUGCUCUCUUCAAAGCCUAUGGUUGGAGGCAAGCUGUAGUCAUUUAUGAAGAUACCGAAUUUGGAGAGGGAUUCAUUCCAUAUUUAAAUGAUGCCCUCUUAGAAGUCGGCUCUCGCCUUCAACAUAGAACUGUUCUUCCUACCUCGGCUUCAAAUGAGUUAAUCAAUGAGGAGCUCUACAAACUCAUGACUAUGCAAACUCGGGUUUUCAUAGUCCAUAUGUCUUCUCCUAUAGCUUCUCGCUUAUUUUUACUGGUUCAACAACUCGGUAUGUUGAGCAAAGACUACGCUUGGAUUAUAACUGAUGGGCUAUCUAGUCUCUUGGAAUCCAUGGACCCUUCGAUCAUAGCUUCAAUGCAAGGGGUUUUGGGGGUGAAAUCAUACAUAGAAAAGACUAAACGUUUGGCCAAUUUCACAGCUAGGUGGAAGCAAUAUUAUAAAGACGAAUACCCAAAUGAGAUAGAAAUCCCGGAGUUGAAUGUUUUCGGUUUAAGAGCCUAUGAUGCCACUUGGGCUCUUGCUCUUGGAGUUGAGAAAUCAGGCACAAGAGCCGUCAGGUUCCAGCAACCAAUUGUCGGAAAAGCGUCAACAAAUUCAACUGAUCUCUCGACUCUACGAAUUUCUCCAGUAGGUCUAAAACUCCUAAGUGCCAUCUUAGACACCCAAUUCAUCGGCUUAACGGGCGAUAUCCACUUCAUUAACGGAGAGCUCCAAGAUUCCACUUUUCAAAUAAUCAGUAUCGCAGGGAAAGGCACCAGAGAAAUUGGGUUCUGGUCACCGAAAUAUGGCCUCUCACCCGACCUCAACCAAGAAACUCUAAAGAAGAAGAGUGGUUACACGGCUAGUGUGGUCGAUCUCAGACCGGUGAUAUGGCCGGGAGAAUCAACGGCUGUACCUAAAGGUUGGGUUAUUCCAACAAAUGGAGUUAAGAUGAAGAUUGGUGUUCCUGUAAAAUAUGCAUUUAAGGAAUUUGUUAAUGUGGAGAGGGACCCAGGUGACAAUAGACUGAGUGUGACAGGCUUUUCUAUUGAUGUUUUUGGUGCAGUCUUGGAUGUUUUACCCUAUGCCUUGCCUUAUGAGUUUAUUCCUUUUGAAGAUGGUGACGGUAAAAUGGCAGGGACAUAUAAUGACAUGGUCGAUCAGGUUUUUCUUGGGAAAUAUGACGCAGUGGUGGGAGAUGUGACCAUCAUUGCGAAUAGAUCAAACUAUGUUGACUUCACGCCACCUUACACAGAGUCAGGGGUGACUAUGAUAGUACCCAUGAAGAAAGUGCAGAAAAGUAGAGCAUGGGUGUUCUUGAAACCAUUGACUUGGGAGCUAUUGCUGACCACCACAUGGUUCUUCUUCUUUCAGGCAUUCAUGGUUUGGUUUUUGGAGCACAGGAUAAAUGAUGAUUUUCGAGGGCCUCCAAUGGAGCAAGUGGGCAGCGCUCUCUAUUUCUCCUUCUCGAUGCUUGUCUUCGCGCAUCGUGAUCAAAUACAAAACAAUUUGUCACGGUUCGUAAUAAUCCUUUGGCUAUUCGUCGUGCUCAUACUAAGUAAUAAUUAUACAGCUAAUUUGGCCUCAAUUCUCACCGUUGAGCAGUUACAGCCCACCAUUACAGAUGUGCAAUCAUUGAUUAAGAAACAUGAAUAUGUGGGAUACCAACGUAAUUCUUUUGUUAAGGAUCUUUUAUUGAAGUGGGGAUUCCCCGAAUCGAAACUGAGAACAUGUGGAACUGUCGAUGAAUAUGCAAAUGCCCUAUCAAUGGGAAGCUCUGGUGGUGGGGUUGCUGCCAUCUUCGACGAGAUCCCGAAAAUCAAAGUGUUUCUUUCUCACUAUCAUGACAAAUUCACGAUGGCUGGGCCAAUUUUUAGAACUGGGGGCUAUGGCUUUGUCCUCCCCAAAAACUCCUUGCUACUUUCGGAUCUUUCGACCGCGGUCCUCAACAUAACUGAAGGAGACAAGAUAGAGGCCAUAGAGCGGGCUUGGUUUGGCAAAAAAGAUAGACAACCAGUCUCCUCAUCUGCAGCUACUUCAAGCGGUCUUAGCCUUGAUUGCUUUUGGGGCCUCUUCCUCAUUGUAGGGGUUGCAUCGAUUGGAGCUCUAAUUUGGUUCUCAAUUUGCUUUUGGAAUAAGAAUCACAGUCGCUUUGGAGUAGAUGAACAAGGGCUAUGUCAACAAAUCAAGGUCAUAGCCACAGUCUUUAAUGAGAGGGAUCAUUCCUUUCAUAGUUCUACCCAAAGAAAGAGAGAAAAAGAAGUGGAGCUCAACAGAGAUGUUGCCCUAGCAAAUGGGGAGAGCCCCUUGAGCAUUGUUGUAUCUAGGGAAGGCCUACCUACUGAAGCAACCACACCAACUCGGAGCUCCUCAGCAUCUGAGGACGACGACGACGGCUCUAGCAUUGAAUCACUCUCUUCCUCGGAUUAUGAUGAUCAUGAUGCACCCACCCAAAGAAGAGACACUCCAUAA